UCCGUUUAAAAACAAGGAAGUACUAAAUGACUUUUCCUUUAAGUUGCCUGAGUGUCUGAAAUAUGUGGCGCCCCUGGCCAUAACCUGUUUCAGUCGGGUGCUCCGUAAACUGAACCAGUUCCAUUACUCGUGGUAACUAUUCGUAAGGGAGUGUCAGAAUGGAGGAUAAUAUUGAGGUACUUCUUCAAGAUCAUACCCCGCGUUUUAAAAAUACCCGCCACCUCACCAUGGCUGCUGGGGCAGUGUUCACGGGCGGUUAUGGGAUGUGGGUCAUGUUCGCCCUGCCAGGUUUUCUGCGAGUGCCCAUCAGGUUAAAGGUGCCUUUUAUGCCUUCUCCGAAAAACCAGACUCAGAAUGUUUUGAAACUGCUGAAGGGUCGUAGAGGCCAGCUGGCAGACCUGGGGUCAGGAGAUGGCCGCCUGGUGCUGGGCGCCUACUCUAUGGGCUUCCAGUGCACAGGCUUCGAGAUCAACCCCAUGCUGCUGGCCUACUCCAGAGCACGCGCCUGGUGGAGGGGCAUCCCCAACACACACAUCCGCUUCCUCAAUCAGGACUUCUGGAAGACUGACAUGUCUAAAUACCAGAAUGUGACCGUGUUCUUGGCUCCUGCUGUGAUGGAACAGCUGGAGCAGAAGUUGAGGGCAGAGCUCCCCCCGAACGCUAGAGUGAUCGUCUGCAGCUACCCUUUCCCCAGUUGGCUGCCCAGCUGUGUACAGGGGGCGGGUCUAGAGCAGGUCUGGGCCUAUGACAUGCCACCAAGAUCAUCUGAGUGAAGCACUGGGACAGCCCCAUCACAAGUCUCAUGGAACACACACCAGCCAAUCAAGUCUUGUGGAACACACGUCACCCAAUCACAAGUCUUGUGGAACACACACAUACCACCCAAUCAUAAGUCUUGUGGAGCACAUUUCACCCAAUCACAACCCUACCGAAGGCUAUUAAUCCAGUCUAACUGAACACACGUCAUCCAGAAUCCACAAUUCUGAUGGUAUGCACACCACCCAAUCAGAAAUCUACUACUGGAAGCCAGUCACAAAUCUCACCUCCACUGGAACAAAAACCACCUGCAGCAGCCUAACCAUGAGAUGUCCAGCAUGCAAGCGCCGAGAGACUUUCAGCCACUCACUGUCCAGAGAGAUCAGGGGUGCCUCUCAUUUGGGCUUUUAUACGUCCUCCCUCGCUCCUCUGGCCUCAAUCCUCACUGAUCUACAUAAAGAAUGAUGGGGCGGCAACAAUGGAAUAGUCUAUCCACUAUCCAGUAUUAGUUAUAGAUCAGUGGGAACGCUCCUCGAGGAUCGAGCAUCGAGGAUCGAGGAGGCAUGUUGAGAAGCACCUCAGGUCUGGCUCCCCUGUUCUCGUCCCACAUCUUGCAUGGUCUCGGGCCAGGAAUGACUGAAUGUGACCAGAGAUUAAUGAUGACUAAAUAACCACUCCACAUUGCACUGCGUAAGUGAGUGCCUGUUUGCCCCCAGAGAAAUAAAUCAUGA
Sardina pilchardus (European sardine) is the source of this 1487-nucleotide messenger RNA. Its product is annotated as adenine nucleotide translocase lysine N-methyltransferase-like. NCBI's taxonomy places the organism in Eukaryota, Metazoa, Chordata, Actinopteri, Clupeiformes, Clupeidae. Gene Ontology annotation, biological process: regulation of mitochondrial ATP synthesis coupled proton transport; peptidyl-lysine trimethylation; positive regulation of proton-transporting ATP synthase activity, rotational mechanism. The record is from RefSeq and is a predicted model, not a curated record. The transcript has 6 exons. Gene Ontology annotation, molecular function: protein-lysine N-methyltransferase activity. Bases 159 to 773 code for a protein of 204 amino acids. Gene Ontology annotation, cellular component: mitochondrion.